Molecule: messenger RNA, 1342 nt
Organism: Quercus robur (English oak)
Lineage: Eukaryota; Viridiplantae; Streptophyta; Magnoliopsida; Fagales; Fagaceae
Product: peroxidase 73-like
Exons: 4
Coding region: 156-1151 (331 amino acids)
Biological process (GO): hydrogen peroxide catabolic process; response to oxidative stress
Molecular function (GO): peroxidase activity; heme binding
Source: RefSeq, a predicted model, not a curated record
AAAACGAAAGAGAUACUCUUGGUUGUUCAAAAAAGAAUCUAACCCGACUGGCUUCUGACCUCGACCAGUUCUUCUAUAUUGUCAUCUCCCUUAUAUAAUUAUAACUCUGUGCACAACUCCUUCCUCCAUUGUAAGUUGUAACUCCAAUUUCUUUGAUGAAAAUGGCGUCUCGGUUCAAUCUCAUAGUUGUGUUGUCACUUUGUCUUAGUUUGUGCCUCUUCCCAACUCCAACGGCUAGUCUACAGCAAAAUUACUAUGCCAACAUCUGUCCAAAUGUGGAAAACAUUGUUAGAGACGCUGUCAAAAAGAAAUUCAAUCAAACGUUUGUUACAGUUCCUGCAACCAUUCGUCUCUUCUUUCAUGAUUGCUUUGUCCAGGGUUGUGAUGCUUCGGUGAUAAUAGCAUCCACUGCAAGUAACACGGCGGAGAAAGAUAACCCUGACAAUCUCUCAUUAGCCGGAGAUGGAUUCGACACCGUCAUCAAAGCCAAGGCCGCUGUUGAUGCUGUCCCAAGCUGCACUAAUAAGGUUUCGUGUGCUGAUAUUCUAGCAAUGGCGACCCGAGAUGUCAUUGCACUGUCUGGUGGGCCUUCAUACGCGGUUGAAUUGGGAAGAUUGGAUGGGCUAGUUUCAACAGCUGCAAGUGUAAACGAAAAGCUGCCACAACCAACCUUCAAUUUGAACCAGCUCAAUGCUUUGUUUGCUGCUAAUGGGCUCUCUCAAGAGGACAUGAUCGCUCUCUCAGCGGCUCACACGGUUGGAUUCUCUCAUUGUAGCAGGUUUGCUAACCGGAUCUACAAUUUCAGCACUCAGAAUCUGGUAGACCCGACACUAAACAAGACAUACGCGACCCAACUUCAAGGAAUGUGCCCGCAAAAUGUGGACCCCAGGAUCGCCAUUAAUAUGGAUCCAAACACGCCUCAGAUCUUUGAUAAUAUGUACUUCAAGAAUCUAAAGCAACACAUGGGCCUUUUCACCUCCGAUGAAGUCCUCUUUACAGACCCUAGGUCCAAGCCCACAGUUGAUGCAUGGGCCUCAAGUUCGACAAACUUCCAAAAAGCCUUUGUCACUGCAAUAACCAAGCUGGGUCGGGUCGGAGUCAAAACGGGUAGCAAUGGGAAUAUUCGUCGUGAUUGUGCUGUUUUUAAUUGAAAAAAAUUAAAUUAAACUUUUUUUUUUUGGGCUAAACCAAUUGAGAAAAUUAAGACCAAAAAAAAAAGGAAAAAAUAAAUUAAAAUGUGAGUCAAGAGUCGAGAUCGAGACGUAAGAAAAUCAUGCUGGCAAGCAUUAUUUUGUACACCAACAUUUCCCUUUCAAUUACAUUUUAUUUGUUCUUCUUUUAA